Molecule: messenger RNA, 399 nt
Organism: Ahaetulla prasina
Lineage: Eukaryota; Metazoa; Chordata; Lepidosauria; Squamata; Colubridae
Product: histone H2B 1/2/3/4/6-like
Exons: 2
Coding region: 19-399 (126 amino acids)
Cellular component (GO): nucleosome
Molecular function (GO): structural constituent of chromatin; DNA binding; protein heterodimerization activity
Source: RefSeq, a predicted model, not a curated record
AAGGUAGAGUUGGACCUCAUGCCUGAACCGGCUAAAUCCGCUCCUGCGCCCAAGAAGGGCUCCAAGAAAGCCAUCACCAAGACCCAGAAGAAAGGGGACAAGAAGCGCAAGAAGAGCCGCAAGGAGAGCUACUCUAUCUACGUCUACAAGGUGCUGAAGCAGGUCCAUCCCGACACCGGCAUCUCCUCCAAGGCCAUGAGCAUCAUGAACUCCUUCGUCAACGACAUCUUUGAGCGCAUCGCGGCUGAGGCUUCCCGCCUGGCUCACUACAACAAGCGCUCCACCAUCACCUCCCGGGAGAUCCAGACGGCCGUCCGCCUCCUGCUGCCCGGAGAGCUGGCCAAGCACGCCGUCUCCGAGGGCACCAAGGCCGUCACCAAAUAUACCAGCUCCAAGUAA